AUGAACGCCACCCACGCAAACAAACAUCCUCGCGUUCAUCUCCAUGCCGCGGAAUCAUACCAUGGCUCAUCUUCCAAGCAAACCGAUUUCAAGCGAAUGAGCAUCAUUUACAUGAUGGCGAGGCACAAUGGACGGUCGUUUCCGCGCGUCGCACUCACGACCGCACUCCUAACCACGGCUUUCGCAGCACCAGCGCCGCGCCUUCUCCGCCGCGCCUCAACCGACCCCUUCGCCAUUAUCGACGAGCAAAAAUGGGUCAAUCCAGAUAAUAUGACUUGGGGCGACUUCAAGGCGCCGCCGGGAACAUCAUGGUCAGACCCCUCGCGCCAGGGCCGCGACCGCAACUUCAACAUCGCAAUGGUCACGGUCGACUAUCCAGAUUCGCCGUUCGUCAUGACGCUCGAGCCGGAGUCAGACAUCUUCGGCAACCCGCAGGCUUUUGCACCAACGCUUACCAGAGAUGAAGUGCCUGCAUUCUACAAGGAUUUGCUGAACACGCCGAAUGAGUUGAACAAGGGCCACACAAUCCACGAGUACUGGAUGGGCGACUCUUUCGGGAAGUACGGCGUCAACUUAACGGUUUUCGGACCCUACAGAAUGCCGAGCAAUUCCUACCAGUAUGGCGUAGACGACGAUCCAAAUGGCGGUUUCAACGAGGGCGCGUGUCCCGGCGGUCAAGGGAAGUGCGGCACGACAGUCGACUUGCGGACCGAUGCCCUCGGAGCCUGGCGCCUUGAAGUAGGUAACGAGACAGCCGAUGCAUUCGAGCUGGCUUUUAUCCUAUCCGCUGGCCAAGACGAGUCUUCGACCUGGCAGGAGUUCGGCGAGAUGAAAUUCGCAUCGCCGGAGGACGUGCCUGAGGAAUUUGGUCCACCGGCGAAUAGCUCGCUGCCGAACUGGGCGCAUACGCGGUAUGUGAACUGGACUUCUUGGGCUGCAGCAUCUACCAUCUGGCCAAAUGCUGGAGGCGGUUCGUCUACCCAGGGUGAGAGUUCUGGCAUGGCGACUUUCGCUCAUGAGCUCUCUCAUCUCCUCGGCAUUGGCGACAACUACAACAACCCGUUCAGCGAUCCUGCGAGAAGAUCCUACACAGGGCCAUGGUCAAUGCUCUCGCGUGGGAGUUUUAAUGGACCUGGUGGGCCGCACACACGCUGGCAGAUACCGCCUGUACAGGGCGCCUCCAUGGGUUCUUUGCACACAAUGCGCGACAAGCACCAGAUCCAACUCAUUGAUAACACGCCCAUUCUGCAAAUCUCGCGCUCCGGCCUUGCUACGUCUGGUCCCGUCAUCGCGGAGAUCACUGCGCGCUCGGUCGACCCCGGCACGGGGCUCAUGGGCUUCAACGUCUCCUUCGGGGCAUCCGGUGACUUAUCUCCCAAAUGCAACACUAGUACCGACCCUCUCUGCGAUGGUGGGAACUUUAACAACUACAACGUCGAGGUCGUGGACCGCAUGGGCGCCGACAGCUUCACGCCUGACUCGGGCGUCAUGAUAUCCAAGACGAAGGACAGCGACGCGCAGCAGCCGUUCCAGUGGAUGAUCGAUGCGAAUCCGGAGGACGCACAUGUUGUCGAUUUCUACUUACCUAAUGGCACGGCAAGGUACUGGAGUAUUGGCGACUACCGGCAACUUGUAGACGCGCUCUUCCAUGCGGGGACAAGGAGCGGGAGUGAGUACGAGCAUGUGGAUGAGGCGAACGGUCUGCACUUCUACGUGCUGGAUAUUAACCGCGAUGAUACCGGUAUUCUGCACUACACGGUCGGGGUGUCGUCAACCGCUUCGAACACAACGGCGGCCUCAUACGGCGUGGAACUCGGCGAAGGUACCGUCGACGCAACGAACUCGACUAGUGCUUCGUGGUGCGCCUUCACGCUGAAGAAUACGGGUACGGCCCCGUCCAAUGCGUCUAGCGUGCAUCCGCAGGACCUCUCCGCCUACCUGGGAUCAGACAUUUACAAGCUCAGCGCGGAAGUCGAGGGUGAAGGAUGGGCGGUUGAGACGCCGAAUGCGCUAGCAUGGGCGAAGUUCGGCGAGGAGACAACAGCGAGAGUUGCUGUUGGUACGACUGGGGGGUACCGCACAGGUGGCGAGGCCGUGGUGACGCUCACUGUGACGAGCGAGAGUGAUUCGAGCGUGAAGGCAAGCGCGACCUGCAAGGUGGGUUCGUGA
Molecule: messenger RNA, 2169 nt
Organism: Didymosphaeria variabile
Lineage: Eukaryota; Fungi; Ascomycota; Dothideomycetes; Pleosporales; Didymosphaeriaceae
Exons: 3
Coding region: 1-2169 (722 amino acids)
Biological process (GO): proteolysis
Molecular function (GO): peptidase activity
Source: RefSeq, a predicted model, not a curated record